CCCAAACAAACGCAUACAAUUUUGCGCAGUAGGGAACAAAUUAUUCGCCAUGUAUCCGGCUGGAAGCCAUACGAGAGAUUAAACAGAGCGAUUGGAAGGCAUCUACAGGAAGCAGUCCUGUUUCUCACAGCUGCAUGUGUUACAGGAAAGACCGGUGUUGCAUAUUCAUUACUUUCCGGAUGUGGACCAUGCAAACCAUUCGGUUUGCCAAUUGAAAACGCUCAGUCCUGCGCUAUACCUUUGUGCCUGACACUUUGCAUUGUUGUGAAUUGCAAACAUUUUCCUGGUUAUUACCACAUAUAGAUAUAACUUAUUCACUUUCAUCGCAACAAACGUUGCAUUUGGACCUGAAUAUGCCGCCUUUAUCCCAUUUCCUCCAGAUACCGACCAAGUCAAUCAAUCAGGACACUUUAUGCCUCGUCGGAGUCGUAACAUUGCUUUCCGGUUUCCAGCUAGCAAGUUUUGCUAAAAGGGUCGGUCACUGCAGACGAAAAUAUAAAAUUACACCACCACGAAUUGACGGAGAGGAAGCUUUCCAAAGAUGCUUUCGAGCCCAGCAAAACUGUUUGGAGUUUUUCCCGAUUUUUAUGACUGUUUUGUGGCUGUCCGGCAUAUUUUUCCAUCAGUUGCCGGCCUCGCUGCUUGGCCUUUACUAUUUAUACGAAAGGGAAAAUUACUUCGUGGAUUACAGCAGAAAUAGCGAUGGAAGGAUCACACCGUUCCGGCGCAGUGCGCAGGCGUUAAGAGCUAUGGCACUUUUCUCUGCUCUUGGCCUUUUUAAUAUCCUGGUGCGCCACGUAUUUCAUUGGGAUUUACUGCAAACCCUGACGGACACCAUCAAUGUUCCACUGUGACACUUGACUUCCUGACCACAACGCAGUUGCGUAUUUUACAACGAAAUUCAACCGAUUGGCGGGAUAAAUUUUGUAUUGCACCUCUUAUGAGACCACAUUGGUUUGUGAUCAACAGGAAGGAAACAGAAUUAUAUACGUGUUUUCCUUGGCAUUUGUUAAACAAUUUUGUUUAUGUAUUUUAUAAUUUGACCUUUUGUUUCACAUAAUUUUAUUUUCUAACCAUAAGUAUCACUCUGAAAAUUUGAAAUCUGAGUUAAGCGGGUUUGUAAAUUGAAAUUUUGACUAUUGUUUUUAUUGUGCUCACUGGUCAACAGAACAAGUUAAAUAAAGAUUUUAUGCGUUA
This is a messenger RNA of Paramacrobiotus metropolitanus, 1197 nucleotides long. Its product is annotated as microsomal glutathione S-transferase 2-like. The transcript is spliced from 5 exons. Gene Ontology annotation, biological process: leukotriene biosynthetic process. Gene Ontology annotation, molecular function: glutathione peroxidase activity; enzyme activator activity; leukotriene-C4 synthase activity. Gene Ontology annotation, cellular component: endoplasmic reticulum; membrane; nuclear envelope. The coding region runs from base 354 to 854 and encodes 166 amino acids. The record is from RefSeq and is a predicted model, not a curated record. Lineage: Eukaryota; Metazoa; Tardigrada; Eutardigrada; Parachela; Macrobiotidae.